UUUUAACUACGUAAAAAGCAGUUUCUUUUUUGUUGUUGUAGUUUUUCAUUUAAAUUCAUGUGACUUUUUCAUAAGAACGAUUUUGGCCAGCGUUACAAACGGCAAUCCAAGUCUAGCGUCGAGUGGAGACUAUUAGGUUCACCAUUUCCUGCAAAUUGGUUAAUUAUAUCAUCAACUUUCAGGAAAUCGAUGGCAUCAAAGAUACCUCAGUUGCAAUCAAAGGUGAAUCAAGCAUCAGCAGUAGUGUCAAACCGUGGAGCUUCAUUUUACAAGCUGUUAUUGGAGCAAAACAAACACUAUAUCCAAGAACCACCUACCGUUGAAAAGUGCCAAACAUUGGCCAAACAAUUGUUCUAUACUCGACUUGCCAGUAUUCCUCUUCGUUACAAUUCAUUAAGGAAGGAAUUGGAGUAUGCUAAGAACAUAAUAAAGAACAGGCGGGAUCUGAACAUGGAGAAUGUUGGCAUGGCUGCUUUGUUUGGACUUGAAUGUUUUGCAUGGUUUUGUGGAGGUGAGAUUGUGGGCAGAGGAUUUACCUUCACUGGCUACUGUGUUUAAGUGGAAUGAACUACCCUCUAAGACAAUACUACUACUAUUAGCUUAAUUGUUGAAAAUUCUUAUAUUCAGGAUCAAAUGGUCUUUGAUCUACUUUAAUUAAUUUGAUGUCCUUAAAUAACGAUUCAAUAGACAUGGGGAGCAUAAUUAUAUUUGACACUGGUGAAGGUUUAUAGCAAUCUUAGUUUCUUGGUUUGAAGUUUGUUUGUUAGUUGUCUUAA
Messenger RNA from Cicer arietinum (chickpea), 776 nucleotides. RefSeq lists its product as uncharacterized. NCBI's taxonomy places the organism in Eukaryota, Viridiplantae, Streptophyta, Magnoliopsida, Fabales, Fabaceae. Gene Ontology annotation, molecular function: proton transmembrane transporter activity. Gene Ontology annotation, biological process: proton motive force-driven ATP synthesis. The record is from RefSeq and is a predicted model, not a curated record.